CUUGUGGAUAUACUUGAUAUAGACUAGCACAGGUCACAUCCAAAAGACUAAUAAACUAUCAUUUACAUUUAAUUACAUAGAUCCUAGAUCUAGAAUGGGCAUAUUAUAUAGACUCUAGACGAGUGUCUAUGGACUGUGGUCACAAAUUAGAAUUCUAGAUUGACUAGAUUUAGAUUUUAGAUGUAGUCGUAGUCACAUGUACAUUGUACUGAUCAUACUGAUCAUCUUCUUGAAGAAAAUGAUAUUGUUCUUAUAUCCGAGUGGCCUAUAACUGACUCAAAUUUACAAAACCAAACUGUGGACAGUGUGGUCCAAAGCAUUACCAGGACUGAACUAAGUUCCUUUUUAUCAAUAAAUGAAAAUGCCGACUAUGAAAAGAGAAUAUUUUUCAGUCAAGGAGACAGCUGCAUAGACUACAAAGAUAUAAGUCAUUCAAAUAAAAAGCAAAAACUUAUUCAUAGACCUAUAUGUAGAGAGCUUAAAGAACCUUUUGUUUCUGUCCGUGUUGCAAAAUGGUUGCGUAGAAAUAGCAUUCAGUUAUCUGCUGAUCCGAAGGCAACAAGCCCGAAUACGAAACUUUUCAAUGUGUCAAGGUCUGAACAAUGUGUUCAGUUUUUAAAAGAGGAAAGAGAUGAUCUACUUAGGAAAUGUAGCAUGCCAGAUUUUAACAACAGAGAUGAUAUCCAUGCAGCUUUAGCUAGUAUAGAAGAUUGGCUGCAGAACUACAAUGAAGCACUUGUCCAUAUCAAACAUGCUAUUGCUUCAAGUCCUGACAACAAAGAAUAUCUGUGGCUCAAAAAGAAACUUAAGAGGCAGUGUAAUGUACAACAAUACCAGAUCCAGAAAUUAAAAGCUAUAAAAAAUAUGACUCCUAAAUUACCAGACUUUAUCCAGGUUGAACGGGUUUCCUGCAAAGAGCUGACAGUAGAAGAUUUCACAAGAUGCUAUGUUGACAGACGACAGCCAGUUAUAAUUGUGGAUCUCCUCUCAGAAAUAACUAACAAAACCUGGGAUUUUGAGUUUGUGAAAUCUAUAGCUGGGUCGCUGAAGGUGACAGUGAAACAAGCUGUACCAAAGUCAGUAGAGUGGGCUCAGCUAGAAGACAGCCGUACUGUUGUGGUAGCAGAGUUCAUUGAAGCUGUUCAGAAGAAUGAGACUUCAGAAUAUUUGUUUGAUUGGAGUUUGCCAUUGCACUGCCCUGACCUAGCCAAAGAGUUUGUCAUACCCAACUAUUUUGAUGAUAAUUUUCUGCUUAAAACAUCACCUGGUUCUUUAUAUCGAGAUAGCUGGCCAAGUCUUUUUAUUGCACCUAAAGGAGUCAACAGUAAUCUCCAUGUUGAUGCUUUUGCUUCUAACUUCUGGAUGGUAUUAUUUCAAGGCCAGAAAAGAUGGACAUUUUUUGAUGCUGAUGAUGCUCCCUUGUUGUAUCCAGUAUACUUUCAUUCUAUGGACCCAGUCUUCAGUGUGGAUUUAUCUCAACCAGAUGUGGAAACAUUUCCUCUAUUUUCACUCACCAAACCAAGACAAUGUAUUCUCAACCCAGGUGAGCUUUUGUUUGUGCCUUCUGGCAGCCCACACUAUGUUGAAAAUUUGACCUCAACUUUAGCUCUCUCAUCCAACUAUGUCAGUUGGUCUAAUUAUACACAGGUCUGCAAAGAACUAAAAAUAAACAGCCUUAAUGACCCAAGGUCUCAAGACCUUUUACAACAGCUUGAAAAUCCUGCAUUUACUAAUAAUAGGCUCAGAAAAUAAAAACUUUUCACUUAUUUGUUA
Messenger RNA from Biomphalaria glabrata, 1773 nucleotides. RefSeq lists its product as uncharacterized. The transcript is spliced from 10 exons. Bases 655 to 1752 code for a protein of 365 amino acids. NCBI's taxonomy places the organism in Eukaryota, Metazoa, Mollusca, Gastropoda, Planorbidae. Gene Ontology annotation, biological process: protein hydroxylation; negative regulation of gene expression; positive regulation of translational termination. The record is from RefSeq and is a predicted model, not a curated record. Gene Ontology annotation, cellular component: cytoplasm; nucleus. Gene Ontology annotation, molecular function: sequence-specific DNA binding; histone H4R3 demethylase activity.